This is a messenger RNA of Hirsutella rhossiliensis, 144 nucleotides long. RefSeq lists its product as uncharacterized. The transcript has a single exon. The coding region runs from base 1 to 144 and encodes 47 amino acids. NCBI's taxonomy places the organism in Eukaryota, Fungi, Ascomycota, Sordariomycetes, Hypocreales, Ophiocordycipitaceae. The record is from RefSeq and is a predicted model, not a curated record.
AUGGACCUCUUAUUUCGGGAAGGAAUUAUGACUGUUAAGCUCUCGCAGUUGAUCUCUGAGGACUUUGAUCCGUACGCCAUCCCCCGCACCACGUACGGCGCACACGAACCAGCUCUACUGCCCAAGCAACGCCUGCGCGCCUGA